This is a messenger RNA of Aplysia californica (California sea hare), 4068 nucleotides long. RefSeq names its product MOG interacting and ectopic P-granules protein 1. The transcript has 2 exons. The record is from RefSeq and is a predicted model, not a curated record. The coding region runs from base 220 to 3417 and encodes 1065 amino acids. Gene Ontology annotation, cellular component: nucleus. Lineage: Eukaryota; Metazoa; Mollusca; Gastropoda; Aplysiida; Aplysiidae. Gene Ontology annotation, biological process: regulation of gene expression.
UUAGAGGGGUAUGUUGUCGAUAUCUUAGACGAUACUUUUUGAUGGGUUACUACCCCUGUCUUCUGCCAGUGCAACGCAUGACGGGACGGUGUGGGUAUUUACCACCGGGUCGGUAAUCGCUUUUAGUUUGUGUCGGAUACGAUUUUCCUAGGGUUGACUGGACACUGGACGCGGGUUAUCCAACUUUCAAUAGUUUUCGUUCUGGAAUCUGAAGUAAACAUGGAAAAUCAGAUGGACAUUGAUUCCAGAAACUCGUCGCCAAGAAGUUUAAAGAGAAAGAGACUCAGCAAUGGAACCAACAAUUCUGUCAGCAAUGAACAGUCUUCUGAAAAUGGUACUGUCUGUAAUGGAUCUGCAGAAAGUGAAACUGCAGAAGAGGGAAAAGAAAUUGGUGAUGUCCCAAAGGAGUCGAGCAACAAGCCUGUUGUAAAUGGAGAUUGUCAUUCACCUGGUGAUGGUAAAAAUAAAGAUAGCCACAAGAAUAGUGAGGGGGAUGCUUCAGACACAGCUGACAAUGAGACUAGUCUGUCUGAUAAGAAGUCCUCCAUAAGCUCUGCUGUGUCGGGUUCUAGUGCUGAAGAGGAUUCAGAAACUAUUAUUACAGACAAGCAGGCGAAACAGAUCUCAGGAACAAGUGAGACAAAAAGUGCAGAAGAUUCUAAAACUGGACGCUGUCUCUCAGAACCAACGGCCGUUGGUGAAAAGACAGAAGAAAAUCAAGUCAAAAGUAAAUGGAAUGGUACGGACAAGAAGGCUGCAGAUGUAUCUGUGGUGAGCAAUGGUCCCAGUGUGACUGUUUCUGAUAAGUCAAAGAGCUCUCUUCCAAAGGAUGAAGAUUCAAUGAACAAUGAUGACAUUGAAAUUGUUGGAGAAUCAAAAGUUAUAAACAUGAAUGGACCGUUUAGCUCCAGCUCAUCUCCUCAAAAUGUUGUGUUUGUGCCCGCAGCUGUUUCAAACAGUAUUGCCACACUCCCUCUUAUGACUCAAGGAUUUCAAGCCAGCCUUUUCAGUCAAAACAUGCUUCCUGCAGGUCGAGGCGUCGCUGGUCUCAUGCCAGGCCAUGCUUCAGCUGGUAUGGGAUCUCUACCCUCUGGCUUUAUGCUCUCCUCAGGAGGGCUUCAAGCUCAGAAUGCGGUCCCUACUUCCUCUUCCAACAUAUCUGUUAUGGCUCCAGCUGUAGCUCCCCCGAAACCAAAAUCUAGUCUCGAUCAGAUUGAGUUGAUUCGCUGGGAAAUUCACAAUCGUGUCAAUACACGCCCCAAGUACUUCAAGCCUAACCCAUCGUCAGACCUUGGCCCACUUGCAAAGUUUCUCUUUGACAUUGGAUCUGAUUUGAUCAAAGAAUCUGUUUAUCAUGAGCUUGUGAAAAUUCAGUCAAAGAAACAUGAUGAAGAGAAGCUAACUGAAAAAGAGAAGGAAGAUUUAGAAAAACUGAAAGAGAUAGAGAAAGAUUUAUAUGCUACAAUUGGUCACCUCAAGCUGAAGAUGAAGAAGCGUUGCAAAACGUGCCACUUUCAGACAGAAUCUACGAAUGUUCUCUAUUUGCAUAAGCAGUUCCCACAUGAGGAGAACAAGCUUCUUCAUUGCUCUCAUUGUAAAUUCACUUCCAAGCAGCCAAUGGCAUACAAGUUUCAUGUUGAAGCUGAGCACAAUAUCCAGCCAAGAGUAUAUGAUAAGAAAGCCUUUUAUGAAUGUGAUAUGUGUCCAUAUGAGAACAAUCAGGAACAAAAGGUGGUCUUACACAAACAGAGGUGUUUGAAACAGUUCAGGCCACACUUCAAUCUUCACCCAAGUUGUCUUUCGGGUGCUGAAAUAAAUUUGUGCCUAGAAAAUAUCUUCUACAAGCCUGUCGUCCCAAAGAAUUUGAAACUAUUGCAACAGAAACAUGCUCAACAACAAGCAGCUCUAGCAGAGGCUCGGAGACAGCAAGCUCAAGUUCAAGCAUUGGCUGCCCAGAAAAAUGCAGCUGCUGCUGCUGCUAAGAAGCAGCUCGCCAAUCAGCGGCUCCCCCAAGCUAUAGCCCCACGGCAGUUGCAGGGAUCACAAAUGAACAGGUUGCCCUCACAGUCUCGGGGCCACCAGCAGUCGAUGCGUUUCAACGAGAACAGUGUACCUAAAGGUGUGCGACCCACUGUGGCGAAUAUGCUGAACAACAGACAAAACAUUCCAACCCAUGGACCAGCACAGCACGGAUCAGCCAAUACAGCUGGGGGGUUUGAGGUUUGUGAGAUUUGUGGAGGAUAUGUGAAGGACCGCAAAGCAUUGAGGAUUCAUUUCUUUUAUGCCCAUCGCAUUGAUCUUCCAUUUAAUUUGUUUGAGCGCACUCAAGCCCCUCUCUACUGUGCCACAUGCUACGUCAGAUUUUGGACCGCUCAGGGCCUGCGUAAACACAUUGACACUCAUAAAGAAGAAAACCAAACACAAGGUGUUGUUGGCAAGUGCAUUUCCUGUGGUCAUCAAGUCUUGAAUCUGCUUCUUCACAUGCGCAUUGUUCACAACCGAGAGAUCCAGCACUACAUCAAUGCCCUGAUGUGCAUGUUUUGUGGAAGUCAUUUUGGGUCUCGAGCUGAAGUAGAACGUCAUAUUAAAUUUAUUCACGGCAACAUUGAUCCAAUCUCUGGUGCCAUUAAAGGUAAAGGAAGUCCAAGUGUUCAGUCGUCGCCACAGCAGUCUCAGAAAGGUUCUUCAAAGCGUUCAGGAAACUCAGCACCCUUGAAAGGCAGUGUUUGUGUCCUGUGCAAUCUGAACUUUGGACGCAAUGUUGACCUCACUCGCCACUGCAUGAGAAUGCACCACACUUGCAUGAAGUGUGGAAUGGUCGUGAUUGACAAGGCCUCUCUUAUGAAGCACACUUGCCUCUCCUCACCCAGUGGAACUCGCAAUUGUGCCAUGUGCGAGGAAACUGGAUUCCAUCCUGCCUAUUUUGUGAAGCAUCUGAGAGACAAGCAUCUCAAGAAGUUCUCAAUCAAAAUUGCUCGCUUAUCAAAGAAUACAAUUGAGAGAUGGACAAAACGCCCUUUCAAUGUCCAGGAACCAGAGAAAGUCCUUGUGGAAAUCUCUGAUUCAUCGGAUGAUGAAUGCGGAAGUGACAAGCCAAGUGUGACACCACCACUUGUUGUUACCAAACAUGGAAAACGUCCCCGCAUGGGACCAGCAUCAUUCAUCAAAAAGUAUCGUGAAAAGUUGGAAGCUGAAAAAAUCAGAGACGCCGAGGUUGUCAAAAUUGAUGAUGAUAAUGAAGAAAUAGCUGCAGGUCCUAAAACUGAAGACAAAGACAGAGAAACAGAAAAUGCUAGUGAAAGUGAAAGAAAGGGGGCUCUCGAUGUUGGUGAACCAAAAAAAUCUCCUGGUCCAAAACGAAAAAUGGGACCACUGUCCUCAUAUGAAAGGGCUGCGAAAAGGAAGAGGUCGGCAUAAGGCUUUAGCUCAUUUUUUGACUCAUUCAAAACAAUGAAAAUAUAUCGGAUACAGUGGCCUCACUCUGACCCUUUUGCAAAAACUAAAUGUCUCUUGAGAACAGACAUAUAUCUUCCUAUGGGUACCGGUACAGCUUGUCUUGAAAAAUGGCACACAUGAUGGCCAGUCACUACAUGUAUUUGUAUAUUUCUGUGUCACCCUGUGCGAAUUUUAAAAAAAUGUGUAUUUAUACAUUUUGCUUCUGCCUCUCAGUGCUGGAUCAAUUUGAUAAUGUUUCUUUGUUAGAAGACAUGUUACAGUAGUAGCAAUUUGCUUGAGUCACUGUUAUUUGAAGCACUUGACCCAGUAAUUUGGGUUCAUGUCCUGCCUAUAGUUGUGCACAUUGUGUUGAUUAUUGAAUAAACCAGUGCCUGCAGGUUAGAUGAAGGGUGAGUUGAUGGAUUUUUGUACAUUAUCGUGCAGUUCAAUUUGAAUGACUAUAAACAAAACUUAACUGUAUUUGAUGGAAAUGGUCAGGUGUAGCAUUUGUCUUUCGCUUUAGGGGUAUUUAAAUAUGCAUCAGAGUAAGAAAUCCAUUAGAAAUAAAAAUGAUUCACAGUGAUUGGUAUUAUUUAGUCCAGUCUUUUGCCUGUAUUUUUAUUUUCCCCCUGC